Strongyloides ratti is the source of this 771-nucleotide messenger RNA. Its product is annotated as Transcription factor Iwr1 family-containing protein. The transcript has a single exon. Gene Ontology annotation, biological process: developmental process. The record is from RefSeq and is a predicted model, not a curated record. NCBI's taxonomy places the organism in Eukaryota, Metazoa, Nematoda, Chromadorea, Rhabditida, Strongyloididae. The coding region runs from base 1 to 771 and encodes 256 amino acids.
AUGUCUGAUAACGUUAUUCCUGUUAUCCGUGUAUGCCGCAAACGAACAUUACCCUCCAUACCUGGAAUAAUUUUAACUGUUAAAAAGUCAAAAGGUAGUGAUGGUAAUGCAAUUGGUAGUAGUUUUACUGAAUCACCUGAAAAUACAGACUUAUCUGUUGGAAAUAAUUAUUCAGACAAUUUUGUUCAAAAAAAUUCUUAUUUUAAAUUGUGUAAAAGUACUGAUGUUGCUGAGAUUGACAAGGCUGGUAUUAUAGAAGUACCUGAUGCUGAAGUUGCUUUAAUUGAUUAUAAUGCUAAAAAAAGUAAUAUUGAAAUAUUAGGUAAUCCAAAUUUAACACCUACUGAACUUUUAAAUCAAUUUGCUGCAUUAAAAACAGAAGAGAAAAAAGGUGUCACUGUUAUAAAUGACAAAGAUAAUGAGGAUAUUGUAUAUGACUAUUAUGUAAUGAGUGGAAAAACAGCUGAAGAAAAAUUUUCAAAAACAGAUAUUGAUGAGUGUAAUUUGAGAGAAGCCACCUAUGAUGAGAUACAAUUUUAUUAUGGUGGUGACAGUGAUUCAGAUGCAGAUAAAAAACUAAAUGGAUUCGAUGAGUCGGAUGAUAGUAAUGAUGAGGAUAAUUGGCGUAAUGAGUAUCCUGAUGAUGAGAGUUCUGAUUUACAAGGAGACGAUGAUGACAGUUUUGAUGAGUAUGGGAAUGUUGAUAAUACAGAAUAUUAUGAAUAUGUAAAUGACCAUUCAAAUUCAGAAAGUGAUCAUUGGAAUGAAUGA